Molecule: messenger RNA, 1260 nt
Organism: Didymodactylos carnosus
Lineage: Eukaryota; Metazoa; Rotifera; Eurotatoria; Philodinida; Philodinidae
Source: the annotation of a GenBank genome assembly
AUGGCUAAAUAUCUUGAUGGACGUCCAUUUGUUAUUGAAACAGAUCAUAAACCAUUAUUACCAUUUAAUUUAAAACAACAACUGAAUUCAAAAUGCGAGCGAUGGCGUUUAAAAUUACAACAAUACCAAUUCACCAUUCAUCAUAUUAAGGACAAACACAGUACAGUAGCUGAUUAUUUAUCACGUUCGCCUGUCGAUGAUGCAACGAACGACGAAGAUGAUUAUCUCCCAACUACGUCCCGAGGGACACAAACCGAAAAUUCUACAUCACUACAGAUCGUAGCACCCGUUGUCACCCGAGCGCAAUCAAAACGACAUGAUAAGAGGGCUGAUAGUUAUGCGACGGAUCAGACCUGUGAUCCACUGCAGCAGAAGACGGAUGAUCACACGCCCGUCGAUCACUCCUGUGUUGCACAAGACCGCCCGAGGACCACUACAAACGUCACUGAUAAUUCAAUCGUUCCAUCCGCAAAAGGUGAUAUCAAAGCAUUGAACCCAAAUGAUCCGAAUCAAAUUACCCCAUUUACACACGAACAAUUAAAAGUAUUACAACAUCAGGGCGAACAGGCAGCACAGAUAAUCCGGAAUAUUGAAGAUUACCCGAAAUAUUUUAUCAACGACAAUAUGUUGAUGAGAAAAUCGUCUCCACCAGUCCCAUUCGUACCGAAAGGACAAAUACGCGCAGACAUUAUAAAAAUUUAUCAUGAUACACGUGGAAACGGAGGCCAUUUUGGUCGUGAUCGAACGAUAUCGAUAAUUGGCUUUGGGGACGUAUAUACCAUCAGAUUUGGUGAGUUAUCAAUACACGUUGAGGAACCGCUAACACCUUUAUUUUUUCAUUCAUCAUCGCAUCGACACUCAUCAUCAUCAACGACUCGUGUGCUUGAAUCAUCAUCUCACGCAUCAUCACAUCGUACAUCAUCAACAACAACUCGUACCAUACACAUUGAACCAUCAUCGAAUCGUCCAUCCUCCACAUCCACAACUCGUACAAUACCCGCUGAACCACCAUUCCAUCGACCACCAUUGACAAAAAAGCAGCGGAAGAAUCGGAAGCGUCGAGCCAAACGAUAUAAUUUCGAAGUAAUUCGACACCUUUACAAGGAUUUUACCACUACCACUGUCAAACGAAUCCUCAUCGAUAUGAACAUCCAUUGGGUUAAUUUCAACAUCGUUGGACAUGUAUUAUUCAUUGGAUUAAAAGAUGAACGAACAAAACAAUGGGUCGAAGAAAUGUUACAUCCAAAUAUACACACAUGA